Molecule: messenger RNA, 1278 nt
Organism: Linum trigynum
Lineage: Eukaryota; Viridiplantae; Streptophyta; Magnoliopsida; Malpighiales; Linaceae
Source: the annotation of a GenBank genome assembly
AUGUCUUCUUCAUCAUCACUUCCACUUCAGGCAGCUGCCGCCGCUGCUGCAAAGGCGGCAACCGCCGGCGCGGUGGCGGCCGAUCGGGUCUCAUCAUUAAGCUUCCCUACCACAGUCUGGAGCGAUGGCUUCCUCGACCAAGUUGAUCUGUCUCUCCAGGCAAAACAAAAGCACCCCAAGUAUGAAGUUCUGAAGGAAGAUGUGAGGAAGAUGGUGGUAAAUGAAGCAAAAAGCAGUUAUGGCGAUGGCAAUGCAGCAGCAAUCACAGAAAAGCUGCAGCUCAUAGAUGCAGUCCAGAGGUUGGGUGUUGGAUACCAUUUCGAAGCGGAGAUCGAAGAAGCACUUGGGAAAGUUCAUGAUGCGGGAGAAGGCUUAUUCACUAACUUUGAUGGCAAAGGUAUGGAUCUGUACCAUGAGGCUCUUCGGUUCCGACUUCUCAGACAACAAGGAUUCCCUGUCUCGCAAGAUGGGUUUAGCAAGCUCAAGGAUAAUGAAGGAAGGUUCAAGGAAUGGUUGGCAACAGAUGAGAGAGGGUUGUUGAGCUUGUACGAGGCAGCACACAUUGCGUUCAACGGAGAAGAUCUUAUGGAUGAAGCCCUAAGUUUUGCGAGGAAGAACCUCGAAUCGAUCCUCCCAACGCACAAGAAGAUCAACCCUUCACUCAAAAAGCAGAUUGACUUUGCCCUUCGCGUUCCUGCUUGGAAAUGUGUCCCAAGGUCGCUUGCUAGGCACUCCAUAGAUAAUUUAUACUAUGACUACUCUGCUCAGAAUCAGAAGCUUCUCACGUUUGCAAAGUUGGACUUUAACAUGGCCCAAAACUUCCAUCAACAUGAGAUCCUUGAACUCUCAGAGUGGUGGGGAAAUAUUGAUGUAAAAACCAACUUCCCCUAUGUAAGAGACAGACUCAUGGAGAGUUACUACAGCGUCAAUGCUAUGUAUUUUGAGCACAAAUAUCGGUUGGGAAGAAUCAUAUCCACCAAGGUUUGGUUAAUGUUGGCAAUCUUGGACGACACUUAUGAUAACUUUGCUACGUACGAAGAAGUUCAGCUCCUAACAGAAGCUAUUCAAAGGAUGGAUGCCGGGGCUCUUCAUGAACUGCCCGACGCGAUGAAGAAAGUAUAUCGUGUCGUCCUUGAUGUGUUUGACGAAAUCGAGAGGGAAAUUGGACGCACAGGACCUACCUUGGCGUCGAGUAUGCUAAGGAAGAGCUCAAGAUAUUGUCCCGAGCCUACUUGGUUGAUUUCCGCUGGCGCAAUGAAGGUCCGAUCCCGACACUGA